This is a messenger RNA of Punctularia strigosozonata HHB-11173 SS5, 963 nucleotides long. RefSeq lists its product as uncharacterized. The transcript is spliced from 4 exons. Lineage: Eukaryota; Fungi; Basidiomycota; Agaricomycetes; Corticiales; Punctulariaceae. The record is from RefSeq and is a predicted model, not a curated record. The coding region runs from base 1 to 963 and encodes 320 amino acids.
AUGCCCCGCAAGCCCGAUGCACGCCGCCGAGGCCGUGUCGCGAAUCCGCGCGAUACGCUUGACAUGCAGUCCCUAACCAUGCGGAUCCUGGACUUCGUAAACGAGCCGUACUUUGACGAGUGCCUGCGGAUAGCGCUUUCGUCGUACGGUCGCGAAGCGGCCGUGGACGUUCCCGACCACGGUAGACAGGGCGAGGACGUGCCUAUGGAAGUCGAUCCGUCCCCGUCCCCGCCACCGCCAAACCAGCUCGCACUUCGCGAGCGAACCUCGCGUGGGCGAAACACGUCCAAAGAUCGUACAGCGGCUCGGUCCGGAAGGGUCCUACCCGAUGCACACGAAACUGUCGGCACGCCCGUCGAGGGAUCUUCCACCGGAUCGAAACAAGAUCGCGUCGCGCAUCCGACGUUCGAAGCCGUGCGUGGCUAUACCGUCAGCGCUCAGGGCACGGAUGGGACGUUUCGACUCGGGCCAGCGGCUGGCGUGGCCGGACCUCGGAGCUCGGACUCACCGUGCGUCCCGCACGCCUCUCCGCCCUCCAUCGUGCCCGCAUCGGCAGACCUGAAUCCCAUCCGCAGGGUACGCCGUCCGUCCAGGGGGGUCGAUGAGGAAACGCGGGACACAGGGUCCUCGUCCGAGAACACCUUCGCGGAUAUCGUGCGACGCCUUCAGGGCAUCGAUCGCAUCCGAGAGCAGGUCGAAUCCCAACGCGAACUGCUCUCCUCGACGACGGACCUCAUCGGCCGCUUAGCGGCGGAUCGCGUCGCAUCCGCUGAGACCCUCGACCGGAUCGUGGACGAGAUGCGAGAAGUCACGCGAGUCCAAGCCUCGCAUAUGGAGACGCUGAAACAGCAAUCGGAGGCGAUGCGUGCUAUGUCCGAAGAUAUCAAGACGAUAUCGGAGACCGUCGCCACGCUUUGGGGUGCCUUGGGGAGAGUCCUGCAGGUCACCAUGUCGAGUACAUAA